AAAACUCUGUCAAUGAAGAAAAUAUUUGUUUAAUGCGACCUCUGUACUGUAGGUGUAUUAAGUCACUGACAGGUUUUGUCUCAGUGCAGAAUUUAUCUCUUGUUUCUAUCAGGAGGAAGCUGGAACAACCUGAACCCAGCUGUGUGUCCAUGAAGAGUGACCGGUCUAAAGAUCUUCCUGUAUUCUUCAAAGAUGGACGCCACUCUGUUGAUCAGAGGAGGAAGCUGGAACAACCUGAACCCAGCUGUGUGUCCAUGAAGAGUGACCGGUCUAUGGAUCAUCCUUUAUCCUUCAAAGAUGAUCAGAGAGAGGACCAGGAGAGCUCACAGGUUCCCAGAGGUCAGUCUGCCCAGCAGCAUCAAACACACCUGGACUCCAUAUUUAUGCUGCUGGAGGAGAACAUCCUCACUUUUGUGAAGAACGAGCUGAAGAAGAUCCAGAAGGUUGUGAGUUCAGAUUACCCAGAAUGCUUAGAGAGUCAGAGGGUGGAUGAGGAGGUGUUGGACGGUGAGGAUGAAGAGCAGAGGAGGAGCAGCAGAGAGGCAUUUCUGAAGAUCACACUGCACCUCCUGAGGAGAAUGAAGCAGGAGGAGCUGGCUGACUGUCUGCAGAGCAGACUUCUUGCUGCAGUUUGUCAGCGUGAACUCAAAUCUAACCUGAAGAAGAAGUUCCAGUGUGUGUUUGAGGGGAUCGCUAAAGCAGGAAACCCAACCCUUCUGAACCAGAUCUACACAGAGCUCUACAUCACAGAGGGAGGGACUGCAGAGGUCAAUGAUGAACAUGAGGUCAGACAGAUUGAAACAGCAUCCAGGAAACCAGACAGACCAGAAACAACCAUCAGACAAGAAGACAUCUUUAAAGCCUCACCUGGAAGAGAGGAACCAAUCAGAACAGUGAUGACAAAGGGAGUGGCUGGCAUUGGGAAAACAGUCUUAACACAGAAGUUCACUCUGGACUGGGCUGAAGACAAAGCCAACCAGGACAUACAGUUCACAUUUCCAUUCACCUUCAGAGAGCUGAAUGUGCUGAAAGAGAAAAAGUACAGCUUGGUGGAACUUGUUCAUCACUUCUUCUCUGAAACCAAAGAAGCAGGAAUCUGCAGGUUUGAAGAGUUCCCGGUUGUGUUCAUCUUUGACGGUCUGGAUGAGUGUCGACUUCCUCUGGACUUCCACAACAAUGAGAUCCUGACUGAUGUUACAGAGUCCACCUCAGUGGAUGUGCUGCUGACAAACCUCAUCAGGGGGAAACUGCUUCCCUCUGCUCGCCUCUGGAUAACCACACGACCUGCAGCAGCCAAUCAGAUCCCUCCUGAGUGUGUUGGCAUGGUGACAGAGGUCAGAGGGUUCACUGACCCCCAGAAGGAGGAGUACUUCAGGAAGAGAUUCAGUGAUAAGAAGCAGGCCAGCAGGAUCAUCUCCCACAUCAAGAGCUCACGAAGCCUCCACAUCAUGUGCCACAUCCCAAUCUUCUGCUGGAUCACUGCUACAGUUCUGGAGGAGGUGUUGAAGACCAGAGAGGGAGGAGAGCUGCCCAAGACCCUGACUGAGAUGUACAUCCACUUCCUGGUGGUUCAGUCCAAGCUGAAGAACGUCAAGUACGAUGGAGGAGCUGAGACGGAUCCACACUGGAGUCCAGAGAGCAGGAAGAUGACUGAGUCUCUGGGAAAACUGGCUUUUGAUCAGCUGCAGAAAGGAAACCUGAUCUUCUAUGAAUCCGACCUGACAGAGUGUGGCAUCGAUAUCAGAGCAGCCUCAGUGUACUCAGGAGUGUUCACACAGAUCUUUAGAGAGGAGAGAGGACUGUACCAGGACAAGGUGUUCUGCUUCGUCCAUCUGAGUGUUCAGGAGUUUCUGGCUGCUCUUCAUGUCCAUCUGACCUUCAUCAACUCUGGUGUCAAUCUGCUGUCAGAAGAACAAACAACCUCCUGGUUGUCUAAAGUCUUCAGAGACAAACCUAAACUAACACAUCUCUACCAGAGUGCUGUGAGAAAGGCCUUACAGAGUCCAAAUGGACACCUGGACUUGUUCCUCCGCUUCCUCCUGGGUCUUUCACUGCAGACCAAUCAGACUCUCCUACGAGGUCUGCUGACACAGACAGGAAGUAGCUCACAGACCAAUCAGGAAACAGUCCAGUUCAUCAAGAAGAAGAUCGACGAGGAUCUCUCUGCAGAGAAAAGCAUCAAUCUGUUCCACUGUCUGAAUGAACUGAAUGAUGGUUCUCUAGUGGAGGAGAUCCAACAGUCCCUGAGUUCAGGACGUCUCUCCACAGAUAAACUGUCUCCUGCUCAGUGGUCAGCUCUGGUCUUCAUCUUACUGUCAUCAGAAAAAGAUCUGGACGUGUUUGACCUGAAGAAAUACUCUGCUUCAGAGGAGGCUCUUCUGAGGCUGCUGCCAGUGGUCAAAGCCUCCAACAAAGCUCUACUGAGUGACUGUAACCUCUCAGAGAGAAGCUGUGAAGCUCUGUCCUCAGUCCUCAGCUCCCAGUCCUCUAGUCUGAGAGAGCUGGACCUGAGUAACAACAACCUGCAGGAUUCAGGAGUGAAGCUGCUGUCUGCUGGACUGGAGAGUCCACACUGUAAACUGGAAACUCUCAGGGUGGAGCCUGCUGGAGUCCGAUGGUUCAGACCAGGUCUGAGGAAGUAUUCCUGUGAACUCACACUCGACACAAACACAGUGAACAGAAACCUCAAACUGUCUGACAACAACAGGAAGGUGACACAUGUGGAGGAGGAUCAGUCAUAUCCUGAUCAUCCAGACAGAUUUGACCACUGGAAGCAGCUGCUGUGUAGAACUGGUCUGACUGGUCGCUGUUACUGGGAGGUCGAGUGGAGAGGAAGAGUUUAUAUAUCAGUGAGUUACAGAGGAAUCAGAAGGAGAGGAGACAGUGAAGACUGUUUGUUUGGAUGGAAUGAUCAGUCCUGGAGUCUGGAGUGCUCUGAUGAUGGUUACUAUGUCCGUCACAAUAAGACAGAACACCCAUCUCCUCCUCCUCCUCCUCCUCCUCCUCCUCCUCCUCCUCCUCCUCCUCCUCUAGAUAGCAGUGUAUGUGGACUGUCCUGCUGGCUCUCUGUCCUUCUACAGAGUCUCCUCUGACACACUGAUCCACCUCCACACCUUCAACACCACAUUCACUGAACCUCUUUAUCCUGGGUUUGGGUUCUGGUUCUGGUCUGGUUCCU
Messenger RNA from Anoplopoma fimbria (sablefish), 3178 nucleotides. Its product is annotated as NACHT, LRR and PYD domains-containing protein 3-like. The coding region runs from base 33 to 3092 and encodes 1019 amino acids. NCBI's taxonomy places the organism in Eukaryota, Metazoa, Chordata, Actinopteri, Perciformes, Anoplopomatidae. The transcript is spliced from 8 exons. Gene Ontology annotation, molecular function: protein binding. The record is from RefSeq and is a predicted model, not a curated record.